AUGGAAUUGUGUAUAUGGCAAUCCAUUGAAAGGCAGGAGGAAGGGUAUUCUUAUAUGACUUUGUCGACGGGCCAUGGACAGCAUACAUGCUCGCAAUGCCAGUCGGCCGGUCGUGUCUGCAUACGAGGAUACAACAUCAGGUUUCGAAAUCUUGUCUGCCCGUCCAAAGACAUCUCACCAGCCGAGUACAGCAAGUACGACUUUUUCUUUGACCCCGAUCAGGAAUGGAAUACUCUGAAUGCCAAAGGUAAAACACCCGCUGUACUGGGGCCUUACAUAAGGACUGACGUGAGGACCGAAGAAGUGGAGUUCGUCAAUGAAAAUGAAGCUGUUGUCAGUGCCUAUGGAGCAGACGAUAUCGAUGGCCGUUCUUCCCUAUUCCAUGUAGCGUCACCGAGAGGGGACCAGCACCAUCGAGGAGAAAACUUACCGCCAGACCAAAGAGCAGAUGCCCCAAAAUGUCCGACUUAUGAGGAUUACAGCAAUGCUGGUCAGACUGAAUUUGUGAACUUUGAAGAACCCUCAAAAGGUGCUGUGCUGCUCGAACCCAGCCUCACAGCUCGCUUUGAUGAGCCAGACGAAUUGCAGCAAAGGGUGUCGACCCAGCUCGAACAAAAGCAUCGGGAGAAAUCACCAGAGCUCAAGUUUCCAACUUUCCAGAAGAUUGCAAAUUUUGAUACAUUCAGACCUAGGCCGCGUUCCCAUUUCUCAAGUGAUGCGAUGUCGGUGUGGCCAUUGAGAAGCAUUGAGGAAUCCCGUCUCUUGCAGCACUUUAUUCAAAAUCUGGCUCCAUGGUUUGAUGUUGGCGACAGCAAGAGACACUUCACAAAAGUUGCACCGAGCAUGGGGGCCUACAGUCCUUUGCUCAUGAACGCCAUCCUUGCGGUAUCAGCACUGCAUUUGAGCCGCGUCUCCGACCUGGACACUUAUGAAGCAGUUCGCUACCAUGAUAGAUGCUUGGGACUGAUGGUGCCAUUGCUCAACGAUCCUGACCGCGUCAAAGAUGACAAUCUUCUCAUGACAACUGUCAUCCUACAUCUCUACGAAGACAUAGACAUCGGUGCUGAUUCCGUGCGCCACAUUAUGGCAACAUCGGCCUUCCUUCCUGCAUGCGGCGGUCGCCUCUCAUCCCAACUGCGCAGAGCAGUCUUUUGGCUGCAUCUACGUAAUGAGAUCUAUGUUGCCUGUAGCCAUCAACGCACGGUCCAGGCAGAUCUGGAAAACUGCACAUUCGAAUCCUUAGAUACUUCUCUUGAUAAUGAUUUGUGGCUUCAUAGGGCACUAUGGAUCUGCGCACAGACGUUGCAGUGGGCUUACGGAGACGAUCCUACUCCUGCCAAAUGGCGGGAACUUUGUCAACUAAUAGACGAGUGGUCAGACAAACGCCCCAGCAGCUUCGACCCUCUCUUUUUCAAGCCGCGCGAUCCAAGCCACAAUCUUUGGUUCCCCGAGGCGACUUUUGCCACUGAUGAGCAUGUCGUUGCGGCCCACUUCCUCUAUCUAGCAAAGCUUCUCUUGACAGCGCACGACCCAAACAUUCCACGGAUUGGACCUCAGAUGAAGUCUGCUCUGGCAGAGAUGAAUGAAACUGCUCUUUCAUACGUGCGGAUGCUGUGCGGUAUCGCGCUCUGUAACAGCUUCGUACCAGCCAGAUUCACUGCCAGUCUUGCCAUCAUCAUGUGUGGCAGUUGGUUUACUCACCGGCCUGAACAGGAGGUACUGAUUGAUUUCAUGCAAGGUACCGAGCAAUGUAGUGGCUGGCCAAGGAAACAAGCACAGAAGGCACUGAUCGAAGAUUGGGGUUGGUCCGACGAUAAUUGA
This is a messenger RNA of Letharia columbiana, 1821 nucleotides long. RefSeq lists its product as uncharacterized. The record is from RefSeq and is a predicted model, not a curated record. Lineage: Eukaryota; Fungi; Ascomycota; Lecanoromycetes; Lecanorales; Parmeliaceae. The transcript has 7 exons. Gene Ontology annotation, biological process: positive regulation of transcription by RNA polymerase II. Gene Ontology annotation, molecular function: DNA-binding transcription factor activity; transcription cis-regulatory region binding. Gene Ontology annotation, cellular component: nucleus. Bases 1 to 1821 code for a protein of 606 amino acids.